GUCGUCGUCGAGCGGCAACAACUAACAACCACAACUCGACAAGGCCACACAACGGGUGACCUACUGGCAAUCACACAACACUCUCACCCGUCAACGACCCCCACGACACGACCACAUCUACAUCUGCGACACCUACCACCACCCCCCACCCACCACCAUGGACCUCUCGGCCCUAAAUUCUUCCCUCCCGCCAGGGCUGGCAGACGCUGAACGUGACAUGGGUGGCAAGUUCAGAGCCGCCGCACUGAGCAUCACUACGCUGUACAAGGCAUCGCUGGCAUCGACAAAGGUGAGUUACGAGGCGACGAAGCUCAGCUCACACCUCCAGCAAGCGUACCAGGUCGGAUACUCUGCAGCUCUCUCGGACGUCCUCUCCAAGCUCCAGUCGGACAUUGGCGCCGGCGCCGACGCCGCCGAUGCCCUCGCGCGCCUGAUGGACUGGAGCGAGGCUCGACAGGCUGCGAUGGUGGCGUUUGCCGCAGACGAAGACGAGGAGAAGCCCUCGACGACGUCGAGCGCCGCGGCCGCCGCCUCGCGCUCCCAGUCGGUCGCGGCGCCCCAGCCACUCCACUCGCGCCAGUUCCCCGCCUCGACCUCGCAGCAGCAGCAGCACCAGCGCCCGGCUUCCGCGCCGGUCCCUGAUGCUCGGCCUCGCGGCUUUGCGCGCAGUGAGUCGUCGCUGCGCACCGACACUGCGAUGGAAGCCGACGAGACGCCGACGUCGUCCGCCUCUGCGAGCGCGAGUGUGAGCUCGUCCCGCCGACCCAUUGCGCCGGCGCACCUCGAGCGUGCGAUGCCCGAGGUCGCGCCGCCCUCGUCCUCGCCUGUCAGCUCGCCGUCGGGCGUAGGCCGCCCGAUCGCCCCCGGCCGUCUCUUGCGGAAUAUGGGCUCGCGCGUGCCGAGCAGCAGCUCGUCCACCACCGCGCCGACAUCGUCUUUCAACUUUUCCAUUCCGCCGGCAUACACGAUCCCCACGCUCGAGCUUCCUCCAGCUUCUGGACCAGCACAGACCGGCCCGAUUGGCUCCAAACGGCCCAUUGUCGACGCCGAGAUGACCGACAGCGCACCGUCGACACCUGUGCGUGGCGGCGCAGGUCGCGCCUCCAAACGCCGCAGCAUGGGCCUCGCGCUCGUGCAGGACAGCGAGGACAAGGAACGCGGUAGUGCAGAGCGCCGCCGACCACCGCGGCGUGGUGGCGGAGGCGGGGGCGCGCGGGCACCUAGUCCGAUCUAGGCAACGAGGAGGCGGGGCGGUAUGAGGGCUCGUGGCAUUGAACAUUCAGCUCGAGGGCGGAGCAGCGGUAGCGGCAUUCGGCGGAGUAGCAGAGUAGCAGCAUUCAGCAGACCGACGACGAGCAUAGAUACAUUCAAUGGGUUGUAUGGAUUAGUCAUUGGGCG
Vanrija pseudolonga is the source of this 1398-nucleotide messenger RNA. RefSeq lists its product as uncharacterized. The record is from RefSeq and is a predicted model, not a curated record. The transcript is spliced from 4 exons. NCBI's taxonomy places the organism in Eukaryota, Fungi, Basidiomycota, Tremellomycetes, Trichosporonales, Trichosporonaceae. The coding region runs from base 158 to 1234 and encodes 358 amino acids.